Messenger RNA from Rhodamnia argentea, 2481 nucleotides. Its product is annotated as pentatricopeptide repeat-containing protein At3g29230-like. NCBI's taxonomy places the organism in Eukaryota, Viridiplantae, Streptophyta, Magnoliopsida, Myrtales, Myrtaceae. The transcript has 3 exons. Bases 14 to 1882 code for a protein of 622 amino acids. The record is from RefSeq and is a predicted model, not a curated record. Gene Ontology annotation, molecular function: RNA binding; protein binding. Gene Ontology annotation, biological process: RNA modification.
AGUUCCAAGAAGCAUGUCUUGGCAUACUUUCCCGCUUCUUCAGUAUUCAAUCCGAGCUCUUCUGUCUUUGAUACGAGUUCAGCAGAGGUGGUGUCGGUUUCUCGUUGCGCCCAUUAUGGUUCACUCUCCAUCCCCAUCACACCUCAGAAGCCCACUGAUUGCACUUCUUCAAAGAUCCAAAAACACGUCGCAAAUCCUCCAAAUCCAUGCCCAACUUAUUACGACCGGCUUCAUCUCCGAUUCCUUCACGUUGAGCAAGCUCCUCACUUCCCUGACAUCGUUGAACACGCCCAAUAUGGACUGCGCGCGGUCUGUGUUCGUCCAAAUUCACCUGCAGAGUGUUUUCAUGUACAACGCCAUGAUCAGGGGCUACGUCAGCAGCUCAAACCCAGAAAAAGCAUGGAGCUUUUACGCGGGUAUGAGAAGAAAGGGCGUUGUGGGGGAUCAUUACACGUACCCUUUUGUGUUAAAAGCAUGCGGGAUGAUGAAGGGCUUGGCCGAGGGAAGGCUGGUUCAUGGGGAGUUAGUGAAGAGAGGAAGACUUUGUCACGUGUUCGCAGUGAAUGGAUUGAUUGGUAUGUACGGGAAGUGUGGAGAAAUAGGUUGUGCGAGGAUGGCUUUUGAUGGGGUCGAGGAAAAAGAUUUGGUGUCUUGGAAUCUAUUGUUGGGUGCCUAUGUAGGGUGCGGGAAUACAGAAGAGGCCCAGAAGGUGUUCGAUGAAAUGCCUGAAACGGAUGUGAUUUCUUGGUCUAUGAUGAUAGAUGCUUAUGGUAAGAGAAGUGGUGAUGUUGUGAGGGCUCGACUUUUCUUUGAUAACAUGCCUAUCAGAGAUAUUAUUUCAUGGAAUUCUAUGAUUGCUGGAUAUGUAAAGAUGGGAGAUGUGACGGCUGCUCGUGAGCUAUUUGAUAUGAUGCCACGGAAAAAUGUGAUAUCUUGGAGCAUUCUGCUAGAUGGAUAUGUUUCGCGUGGAAAUCCCCGGGAAGCAUUGAAACUUUUUAAGCAGAUGCUUUUGGAGCAUGUGAAGGUUGACAAGGUUGCAGUGGUUGGAGCACUAUCAGCAUGUGCCCAGCUGGGGGCGCUUGUUCAAGGGAGAUGGAUACAUAUCUAUAUGGAGAGGAAUAGAAUAGACGUUGACAUAGUCGUUCAAGCUGCACUUCUCGAUAUGUACAUGAAAUGUGGGAGAGUCAGUGAGGCCAGCACGACUUUUGAUAGCAUGUCUGAGAGAAAUGCCAUUUGCUAUAGCGUGAUGAUUUUUGGAUAUGGUACUAAUGGCCAUGGAAAGAAAGCUUUGGAAUUAUUCAAGCAGAUGGUUUUGGAAAGAAAUGUACGGAGUGACGAUAUGCUUUUCCUUGCAGUUAUUACGGCAUGCAGUCAUGCAGGUUUUGUCUAUGAAGGUCUCAGUAUCUUUGAACAGAUGAAAGGAGUUUAUGGUAUAGAACCCAAGCUUGAGCACUAUAGCUGUUUGGUCGAUCUCCUUGGUAGGUCCGGUCAAUUAGAUAGUGCCCGAGAAGUCAUAACAUCCAUGCCUAUGAAACCCGAUUGUGCUGCUCUCUGGGGAUCUCUGCUCUUAGCAUGUCGAACUCAUCAAGAUAUAAUGCUCGCAGAAGUUGCAGUCAAGAAGCUUGUGGAGCUAAAAGCUGAUGAUUGUGGGACUUAUAUUCUUUUAUCCAAUAUUUAUGCUGAUAUGGGUUUGCAGGAGGAAUCAUUGAGGGUAUGGAAACUUAUGAAGAACAGAAGUAUGGAUAAGGAAACGGGGAAGAGUUCGGUAGAAGUAAAUGGCAUUAUAAAAGAGUUUGUGAGUGGAGAGAAGUCCUCAGUAGUAGCAGAUGCAUUGGAAUGGAUCAUAUGGAGCUUAUCCAGCAUGCCUUUGCAUGAGGGAUAGACUCGGAAGCCACGGGAUGAGCUCAUUUUUUCUUUUUUUCGCUCUCCUGUCUGGAUAGCAACACGAUUGACAGAGUUUUCCUGAAUCCGAAAUGUUACUCGUGGGUUGAGUUAAAGAAGCUGGCACGGAGAAAACUUGCAUGGCACUUCUUUUAAGGCACUGUAAUACGGUGCAAGCCCAUGAUCGCUAAGGCAAUUCGAAGCUGAACAUGUGUAUUUAUGGUUCUAAAACUCUGUUUUUCUCAGGAGUUAGUGCAAACAAAUGAGGUUUGACACAAGCAGCAUUGAACUAUCAAGUAUAUGCACAGCAACAUGAUGUUGGUGAAGUUUACCCUUCUGCAGCAAGAGAAAGCUUUAGCGGUUGCUGUAAAGUCUUUUUUUCUCAUCAGCAGGUUUGGCCUCGGCAUAUGCUAAUUGGCCUGAUGUAGAUGCCGGAUCUGGUAGUGAAUAACGAGAUGAUGGUGCAUCAAUGGAUGUCAUUAUCUCUUCUGAGUCAAAGGCAUCUUUUUUGUUGGAUAAGGAUCUACAGACGACAGGUAGCUGCGAGCUCGUUACUAUUUAUGUGGGGCUUGUUGCCAUAUAAACACUUGUUGAUCCCCA